GGCCGUCCAUCUCUCUCUGUUCCCUCAUCUCUUGAGCUCUUGCUUUCAUGCAUGCAUGCAGAUGCAAUUAAAGUCCCACGGCCACGCUGCCGACGACGUCAACGUGCGUUGCUUGCAGCUAGCUACAGCUAGAGCAGCCGUAAUCUUCCUUAUCAGUCAGCUGUAUACCAGCCAGUCUUCUGCAGAGGACGGUGGAUCAUUAUUACUAUGUUUAGCAUCUGACGGGGAAACACACUGACAGCUACCGGCUCUGUCAGUCAGAGAGCUUCAAAUCCAGCAUUGAGCGAGAGAUCUUUCUUCUUGCUGUUCCAUUUUCAUUCCAUCUAUAUUUCUCUGCAGAAGUAUUUCUAAACCAAUGGCAUCAAGUACUCGACAGUAUAAUUCUUUUAGCUAUUCCUCCAAGAACACAACACUCUCUCAACUAUUUCACAGCAUAGAAGCAAAAUUGCUCUUCAAUCGCCUCUUCGUUCAGGAGACAAGUAAUUGUUCUAUUCUUCUGUCAAUUGUGUGAGAGAGCCAAUCUUCAUUCACUAUAUCAUCCGUACUAUUCCUCUGUCGAUUGGGCAGUAGAGCCAAUCUUUCCUCUGGAGUUCGUGGCCUGUAUAUUAUAUAACCUCUCCGUGGAGGUAUUGGAUUCAGCUUGAUUUUCAUUUGGCAUGAACCUCUGAUGUCAAUAUUCUCGUUGAGUAACUUGCAUAAUAGAUGACAUGUCAAGAAUCAAUCAGUGCGUUACGUCGAUGCAAAUGGAUUCCACGCAAGGAUUGGCAGAAUAGUUUGAGAGAAUAAAGGCGUUAACGAGAUUGUGAGCCACCUUAUUAAUCCUGUGAGAGUGCGUGAAUGCGCUCACGUCACCACCUCGUCGAUGCUUCACUUAUAGACUUCGGUGAGAAUGGGAAGUGGAAGUAACUUGUAUAUUUCCAUGGAAACCGGUAAAUGAAGUGAGGGGAGCUUCAGCGGUUGUUUCUAGUGAUCGACACUCGUGCAUUUCUAUCUUAUCGUCAUUCAAACCAACAGAUUUCUUUGCGCAGUCACGUUUGUAUCAUUUCUCUCAAGAAUACUAGAAGUCCAUAGAUUUGAAUUCUCAAUAAAAAAGGAAGAUACUGUCAAUGUGAUGUAACUGAAAUUUGUUAGUGAGCAGACUUAACUACAGAGAUUGCCUCUUGUCCAGCUAUAAAUUUCUCAAGCGGUUUUUGACUUGAUUACAAGAAAUUUACUGUCCUUUUGUUAUGACAACUUUUUCUUCAGUGGGCAACAUUUGCAUGUAACCUGCAAUCUUUAGAAGCUGUUUUUCGGAAAUUGCAAAUGUAACUGUUAUUUACGUCAACAUUUUUAGAGUGAAAUUCACAUUAGCUUGUUGAUUUCAUUUUUCGCUGCUUUGGAAGUUGUAUGACUUUAUCUGAACUGCAACAACUGUACUUCUAUUUUUGAAAACGUCAAACACCAUGAACGAAAUUAGCAAUGAAAACCUUUCAAGUGAGAGCAGCACAGAUAUGGCUGGAGAACACAUGCGGGACAUGCUGUCAGGGAUGCACAAUUGGUACGCUUGCUCUCAUGCCAGACCCACCUAUUGCAAUGUGUGUCGGGAAGCCCUCUCAGGCGUUACCUCACAUGGGCUUUCCUGUGAAGUAUGCAAAGUCAAGGCUCAUAAACGAUGCGCAGUACGAGCGAUGAACAACUGCAAAUGGACGACGCUGUCAUCGAUAGGCAAAGACAUCAUCGAGGAGGAAGAUGGGGUGAUUGCCAUGCCCCACCAGUGGUUAGAAGGUAACCUACCAGUCAGUGCCAAGUGUGCCGUCUGUGACAAGACAUGCGGGAGUGUCCUCCGUCUGCAGGACUGGCGUUGCCUCUGGUGCAGGGAAGUGGUCCAUUCCGGCUGCAAGGCCCACUACCCUGCCAAGUGUCCCCUGGGCCACUGUCGCCUUUCCAUCAUCCCACCCACGGCGCUCAACUCCAUGUCCUCCGACGGGUACUGGCAGGCCUCCAAAAACGGGUGUGGCAGCCCCCUCCUAGUCUUCGUCAACUCGAAGAGCGGGGACAACCAGGGCGUCAAGUUCCUUCGUCGUUUCAAGCAGCUCCUCAACCCAGCUCAGGUCUUUGAUCUUAUGAACGAUGGCCCACAUAUAGGGCUGCGAUUAUUCCAAAACUUUGACACAUUCCGUAUCUUGGUGUGUGGUGGUGAUGGGAGCAUCGGAUGGGUGCUUUCAGAGAUUGACAAAAUGGAACUCCACAAACAGUGUCGAAUAGGUGUCCUGCCCUUGGGUACCGGCAACGACCUUGCCAGGGUGUUAGGCUGGGGAACAGCCUGCGAUGAUGACACUAAUCUACAGGUCAUACUGGAGAAAUUGGAGAUAGCUAGCACAAAAAUGCUGGACAGAUGGAGUAUAUGGACGCAGGAGAUCCCCAUGGCUCAUGCAGAAGAGGUGACUCCUGGGGAACCGGUGGAAGGAGACAACAAGAUGGGCGAGGUUGGUCUGGAUGCGGAGAGCCAUCGGGAGAAGGAGAUGAUCUCCAGCUACGAGGACUCGGUCGCAACGCAUCUCGCCAAAAUCCUCCACUCAGACGAAAACACGGAAGUCAUCUCGUCAGCCAAGGUGCUGUGUGAGACAGUGAAAGAUUUUGUAGAGAAGAUAGGACACGCCUACGAGGAAGGAGGCUCCCAUUCCAAAGAUGCGCAGAUCAUGAAAGAGAAGUGCAAUCUCUUAAAUGAGAAGUUGAACCUUCUGCUGCAAACCCUGAAGGUGGAGGCCCAGGCCACGCCCUUACCCCCCGGAUCCAUCCUCCCCAUCAUCACGGCUGCCGCUGCCGCCGCUGUAACCACCACCACUACCAGCUCCGGAGGGGGCGUCGGCACCCCUCCAGUCCUUCCCCGCUCCCCUUCAUUCCACGGCUCGGAGAAGCACCUGGAGGAAUCGCAAGAGAAGGAUGUCUGUGAGAGCAAGGACGGGGCCGGAGACGGGGAUACCCUUGAACAGAUGACCGGUCCGUCAACAUCGUCCAGAGUCUUCAAGCCUCGAGAUGCUCUUAUGUCAAGGGCCAAUAGUCUAAAGAAGGCUGUACGUCAGAUUAUUGAACAAACAGAAAAGGCGGUUGAUGAACAAAAUGCACAAACAGAAGAGCAAGAGGCCAAGACCAUCAAAGCCAUUGCAGCUACAGCUGCUGCGGCCAUAUCCAGUGCUACCACAGCUACAACACAGGCACCCAAGCCUAAGGUUACCAUAGUAACACCAUCCAGCGACCUGGAGAUGUCCGACCAAGAGGACGACAAUAACCAGUCUACCAAAGUGCCUGAAUCAUCGGAAUCGACCAAAGAUGACCCGCAAGGUUCCAGGUCAUCACCUUUCUCCAUCUAUCUCUCAUCCACCAAAGCAAAGAUUGAGAAGAAGAAAGAGCGCAUUGGGCUGAAAUCACCUCGGUCUCCGUUCAGAAUGCGUCGCAUCAGCCACGGCAGCACGCUCUCCUCUCAUCACGGCUUUGGUUUCGGGCCCGUGGGUGUCUCGCAGAAGUUUGGCAGCAUGGAAAACAUUUCCAUUUUGCCAGGUUUAGAUACUUUAUUAGGACCCAGUUUAGGGCGCACGAACCCCAUGUUAAGCAAGAGUAUAGGCACGCUAGCCGGAGGAAUGGGCGGGGCCGGUAUCAUCAGUAAAGUGCUAUUAGCCAAUGCCGACGCCCUAUGUGCCGCUGCGUCGCCGCUAAUGGACCAGGACACUGAUAAAGUAGAGGGCUUUUCAGAAUCCUGCGUCAUGAACAACUAUUUUGGGAUAGGAUUGGAUGCCAAAAUCACCUUAGAUUUCCAUAAUAAAAGAGAGGAACACCCAGAAAAAUGCAGAAGUCGCACCAAAAACAUGAUGUGGUAUGGAAUGUUGGGGACCAAGGAGCUCGUUCAUCGGACGUACCGUAACCUGGAGCAGAAAGUGCAGCUGGAGUGCGACGGUCAAAGGAUACCCCUCCCCAGUCUUCAGGGGAUUGUAGUUCUCAAUAUCCCUAGUUAUAUGGGUGGGGCUAACUUCUGGGGGACGACAAAGGAAGAUGAGACCUUCACAGCUCCAUCGUUUGAUGAUAAAAUCCUUGAAGUCGUAGCAGUCUUUGGUGGAAUGCAGAUGGCAGUCUCAAAACUCAUUACACUCCAACAUCAUAGGAUAGCCCAGUGUCGCGUUGUGAAGAUCACCAUCCUGGGAGAAGAGGGUGUCCCAGUGCAGGUGGAUGGAGAAGCGUGGGUACAACCGCCGGGGCUUGUCAAGAUCCUACACAAGAACAGAGCUCAGAUGCUGGUCAGAGAUAAGCAAUUUGAGAGUACCCUCAAGUCAUGGACAGAGAGGAGAAAGAUAGAGCGCCCCCUGCAACCCCUCAUUGACGAGGAGAUUGAAAUUGUGAGGCAUUUCUGUGGCACAACAUCCCAGCUCAUUGACACAAUCAAGAUUGCUGCUCAGCACAGCAGUCCCAUACAGUCCGAGCUCCUGCACAAGGCCAUGGCGACGGCUGCGUGUCAGGAACGCCUCUUUAGCACUGAACGAUCAACUGAGGGAAUGAGCAGAAAGGUCCUUAACGAAGUUGUGGUCAGUGCGAGGAAUCUUUUUAGUGAGAGCAGCCUCUUUAUGGCCAGAAAGGCAUAUGCAUUGCGUUUACCGGAGAACAUCCUUGACGCGCUCAACCACGACAUCAAUGCUGUCGACAACGAGCUUCGCAAGGUUUCAACUAUAGAGGGAGCCAUUUGCUAUGUGGAGGAGGAGGGGCAUCAUCACCACGCCCAUAUACCGGUGGAUGUGUAUAGGAAACACACCAAGGGGAAAUUCAAGAUACCCAUGGUGUCGAGGUUCAAGAAGCCGACGAAGAAGGACUUCAAGUCGUCCAGCUCUGCGACUGGAGGUUUGAGCGUUGUCAAGCAAUGGACCGUGGAGGAGGUAGGGGCGUGGCUUGAGGGCUUGUUGCUAGGUGAAUACAAGGAUCAGUUUAUCAGGAAUGAUAUCAGAGGGUCGGAGCUUCUAAGUCUGGAGAGAAGAGACCUCAAGGAUAUUGGAGUAACCAAAGUGGGCCACAUCAAGCGAAUCCAACAAGCCAUCAAAGACCUAGACAAAAGAGAGGUGGAGCCUACAGUGCUGGAGGCGGGACCUUCAGGCAGUGGGGCUCUCUGAUUGGUUAUAUCAACAAUGGAACAUCAUGGAUGAUUGGAAUGCUCCAUUUCCCACUGAAGGGGUGUAUAUGUGUCAUGUAAAAUGAGGUAAUUUAUUCAUUGUAAAUGAAAGGUGAUUUUUAACUGCAAUUGAGGUUAUAAAUGUUUGUUUCCUUGGGAUUGAUAAAAAAAAUGGUGCAGAAAAGACAGAAAAUAUCUUCUGGGAAGAAAAGAAAAUGUAUCCAGUUUUUAGCAAUACAACAGAAAGCCAAACAAAAACGUUUGAGAUGGAAAAAUAAUCAAGCCAGUAUGGCUGAUUUGUAAAUUUGAUGGCUAGGAACAAAGAUCAGAAAAUGUUGAAGAAAACAACUCAUUCAUGAAAAUGCAUGUGGAAAAAUAUUGGUGUAAUGUGGGAAAAUCGAUAAGGAAUGAAGCUUGAGAAUUUUUGCUUGUUGGAAAAGGUUUUCAUGAUAAUAGACAUGAAACUUGAAAUUGGGAGAGGUAUUUUUUCUUAAUAUCACUAAAUGACUUCAAAAGUUCAGAUUUUAUCAUUAUGCAUUUGUAUGUCGAUACUCAGCGUAUUCACACAUGUGUUAAUGAUACAGGUAUCAUUGAAAUGCAAUGGUUCAUUUGUAAUAUCAUUUGUAAAAUCAUCAUGUAUCAAAAUACAUCAUAUUCAUGCAACUAUGCAACAAACAAUCACAAUAAAUGGGGGUGUUUAUAAGAUGCAUUGAGUUUUUAUACCAAUGCCACGUUGCAUUCAGAUUUUUAUCAGUGUCAUGUAGACAAAAGUACCCGAGGUACACCUGACAUAGCGUUGACUGAUGCACGUAAGUCGUCAUCAGUCUCACAGAUUUAUCCAAGCACGUUUCGUCUGUUGACCAGAUUGGAGAUUCUUCCAAAUAAUGCGAUGAUAUAAUUAAGAUUUUUUCAGACAAUAUAAGUCAUAUCAGACCUGCAGUUCUCGGUCCUGUUACUCAAAGAGUAGCGAGUGAUUUACAAUCGAUUCUCUUUUUUGACUGUACAUGGAGAUCUAUGUGCAAUCAAUCAUCAGAAUUUGUUCAAUGAUCAAUUGUUCUGCUUAAUGAUGCGGAGCCCAUAUAAGCUCAGAGCCGUGUGACAUAAAGCUUAGUAAUCGAUUAUAGGGCUGAUUUUUAUGAUUGAUCAUACACAAUAAUCAAUGCAAUCAAUUGUAGAAAUCAGUCUCACAAUUAAUUGCAAAGCUUUAUGAUACUGGGUUCUGAAAUGAACAACAUGAUUACUCUAUGAAUCGCACUUUGAUUUCAAUCACGGUGCAAGUCAUGAUAACGGAAAUCAAGCAUUUUUUCAAGUAAAAACUUGUAACAAAAUCAAUGUAAUGCCGUUCUUGCACUCCAGAGGCAAGAUGCAUGUCUGUAUCCUGCAAGAAGGGCUUAAGUGCUACAUAUGACCUUCUUCAGGAAUUAAACAGAAUUUUGAACAGGAAUUAUUAAAUGCAGAAAGGAACUUAAAGGUUAAAUGAUUUUAAUUUUUGAGAGAGAGAGUCAUGAAUAUGACGAACAUGAGGGAUAUCAAUUAAAUCUUUUAAUAUGAGGUAUAGGCUUGUUCAGGUCUCAUUGCACAAAGUUUAGCAGAUUUUUUUUAAAUGUAAAGAAAUCAUGGAGAUGAUAUGAAAUUGGAAAUACUAAGGUGAGUGCUUUGUAAAGAUGAAUGAAGAAUAUGAAAAAAAUUAUUGCGAAUUUGUAAACAUAAUUUUUUGUAUUAGUAUGAAGUAAAAGGCUUGCACUGGCAUCAUUGCACAAGUUUGGGGUGUCGAUAGUGUACAGAAAAUCAUGAUGAAAAUGUUAAUGAUAUGAUGUUUAUUGUGAGAAGGAAAGAAAAUAGUGCUAAAAAAUGUUCGAUUUGUAAAGAAUGUGGAUUGCUUGAAAGAUUUUGAUCUUUGUACAGGUCUCAUCGCACAAAGCCGUUGUGAAGAAAAAUUAUCAGAAAGCUGUACACCAUGUUAAAGACAGAUUGCCAUAUAAGCAUUUUUUUACACAGAAUAAUUGCAAUAUGUUACAAAUUCUAUGAAAAUGGAGAGGACAGGGCUAAAGGAUGCACCAGAAAAAGUUGUUGGUUAUGUGCAUUUUAUCGAUGUAAAAAGCAGUGUAUGUUUUUUAGGAGCAGGAAGAAUCGCGUUUGCUAGCAUAACUCAGUGGAAUGCACCAUAAAAAAGGUGAUUAAUUUUUCGAAGUGCAGUAAAUAAACAAUGCAAGAAAAUUAACUCGAUGAAAUGCAGACAAAGCCGGGCAGAAGGUCCAACAAUAUAUGAAAAAAUAUUGGAAGAAGGAUACACGACUUGUAUCUUUAUUUUAAUGUGGAGAUAAUGUGAAUAUCAGAGAGGUGAUCCAGACAGUUCUGGGUUCUAAAAAUGUGCGAGUAUUUGUUUUUGGUUUUUUAAGCUUUUUUAAUACCGUAGUUAUGUGAUGAGAAAUUCGGGGCUGGUCCCCGAUUUGCAAGUAUUACUUUCUUAGCGUGAUUUUAUGCCAAUUUGUAUAUCGAAAAAUGUCAAAAUAAUAUUUCAAAAAAAAAAAAAAAUGUUUCCAAGAGCCCUAAUUUCCUCUUGUUUUUGUAUGUACAGUAUUUAUGGAUUUGAAAAUGAGAGAUUAUUGUACUCUGCACAAAGAAAUGUAGAUUAUUUGGUAUCUAUUUAUUUAUUCCAGUUUUAACUCCUUAACUAUCUUUUUUGAAAAUAUUCUUCAGUAAUAGUUUUAAUCAACAUCAUUUUUUCCUUCCCUCAUUAGAUUUUGCAGUUUAAAAAUUACUUUUAACCAUUUUUUUUAAAUCUUUAUGUAUUUUUUUAUUCGUUUCUCUUCAAUUUUUGAACAAAAAAAAUUACAUGAAAUGAAUUCCUUAUGUUUCUCAAGAUAAUCACUAGUAAAACAUUUUGAUGGAUGUGUUUUAAAUCUUUUCAUUGAUUUUGGUGUUUCUAUUAGGUUUGAAUAUUUUCAGUCUGUCAUCCAGUUUGUGUUUCAAAUUAAAAAAAACUCAUUGUAUCAUUUUCUGACAAUUUUAUAUUAAUUUUUAUGUCCAUUUCUCUCAUUUUCCCUUUAUCUAUUUGUCACAUUUACAUCUACAUCUUUCCGAUUACAUCAUGCUUUUACAUUUUCGAAGAGGAAUUCAUCAUUUUUUUCUCUGCAUAGAGUAUGCAAUGCUGCCAUGUGUGUUUUCCAAAUCUUCUUUUUUGCUCCAUAUCUGUUUUUUUUCAUAGCAAUACAAUCAGAAAUGUACUCUGGUUGAAAAAGAAACGUUUGCUAGUCUAGGUGUAAACAUUCCAUUGUAAGGAUAGUCAUAUCAAGCCUUAAUAUGUGCAACUGUCAAGCACCAAUACUUCUCUAAAACAUUGAUCACAGCACAUUUUUGUUUCAUUGUUUCGGUGAACGAUCACCCUCCGCACAUCGUUAUCACAUCGUACAAGAAUGUGGAUUGCGCAGGUCAUUCUACUUUCAUUUUAAAAAAGUAGAAUAUUAUAUGACCACCAAUAUCUGUGUGACAUACGGUAAGGAUAAAUUUGACUCAAAAGAGGUAAACUACAUUUGUUUUGCAUAAUUGGCUCAAAGAAUUGCUUUGAAUGUUUAUUGGUAGUCAAAAUUACGACUUUUGGGAGGUUGUCCUGUUUACCUAUUAUUUGUGCUUGGGGUGUUUAUGCACCAAUGUGACUAUACAAUGCCGGGCCUCAUACAGGGAGCUUCAUUUCCAAUUACUGUGCUUCCUAUUUUCUGUUCUAUACAUGUAGGUAGGCACAACAUGUAGUUCUAGCAAUAAAUCAGUCAAACCUGUAAGACCACACAAGGGAGAUGAGAAAUGUGGUAUCUAUGCACAGAUUCCAUUUAAUACUCUAAAACCUAAAAGGGACAAAAAUGUGGUCUUUAUGAGCAGGUUUCUUGAAUACCAAACUUGUAUAGAUUGUUAAGACCACUAAGGGAGACAAGAAAGAUGGUCUUGAUGCAGAAGUGGACUUUCUUGACAGGUUUCUGUAAUGCGUAGAAACCUGUAUAUAAAGACCAGCCUAAGGAGACAAGAAAGGCAGUCUCUAUGAGCAGAUGGUCUUUCUGGGCAGGUUUUAGUAAUAUAUAGACACCUAUUUAUAAAGACUACCCGAGGGAGACAAGAAAAGUGGUCAUUAUGCACAGGUUUCUGUAAUAUGUAGACACCUUUAUAUACAGACCAUUUGAUUGAGUCAAGGAAAGUGGUCUUUAUGAUCAUGGGGGUGUUCAGCGUGACUGGACAUUUAACUGUGACAGUUAAAUGUCCAGUUGCAUGCCGUAAAAAAGGUAUCACUGCACUGAUCAAAUCUAGCCAAGAGGAUGCGAUGCUGCAUAUAAAUUAAUAAGAAUGCAUGGUACAUAUUAUGUGCACUUCAGCUCUAAGUUGGGCUUUUAUUAAAGUCAUACUUAAUUCUUUGUCAAAAAUACCCCCAUGUGGUCUUUAUUGGCAGGUUCCUCUGAUACAUGUGUCAAUGGGAAAUACUAUUCAAGGGUUAACAUUAUUGUGGUAUUUAUAGACAUGUGGUCAUUCUAUACAGGUGGUCACUAAAACAGGUUUUACUGUAUAUUUACCCAUGGCAGAAGGUAAGAAAAGGAUGCAUGGAAGAGGAAAGAGAUUGAUAAAAAUGAUGAAAUGUAAAGGAGGAUAAUAGUGAUAUUGAGAUGAAACCUGGAGAGCUAAAGUAAGAUAAGUAGAUAUAUAAGUGCAAAGAGGGGUCUUUUUAUGAUAAUGGUAUGCACUACAGAAGUAAGUCGAGUAUUACAAUUAUUAUUUUUAAAGAUCUAGAGGUGGUAAAUUUAUCUUGAUGAAUGAAAAGUGGUGGUGGUCAUUUGAUAGAGUGAUAGAAUUAAAAGGAAAGGGGAUGAAAAAAAAAUCGAGAAAUAAAAAUCAAGAAUAGAUGAAGCAAGAUCUGGAAAUAUGCAUUGUUUUAAGAUAGAAUUAGAAUUAAUCUGGAUGAAAUAAGUUAAGGGUGAGAGGUGUGAGUGAAAAUUCUAUUUAGAUUCAAAAUGGAAAUUAUAGAGAGAGAAAUACAAACACAGAGAUAAGCAGAGGGGGGGGGGUCAUGAGAGAGAUGCAGAGAGAAUGAGAAAUGCAGAAAGAAUGAGAAAGAGACACAUAGAAAUGGGGAAUAGUUGGGGAUGAAAGGAAGUUUGAAGGAGAAAGAUAAUUAAACAAGAGGUAAGGAUAGAGACAGAAUCAACGAUUAUGUUUGAUGGAAUAAUCUGAAUUUUUAUGUCAAAAUAUCGUUAAGAUGGGAGGUGUAAAAAAAAUGUUUUUACAAUAUAGAAUGAUUGUAUAUAAAGGAUGAGAUGUAUACAAGUUGGAAAAUAGAAAUUGUGAAUGUAGAAUUGAGAAGAGGAGGAUGAGGAGGAGAGAAAAAAGCUGAGAAAGUGGAGGUGGCAAAGAAGUAGGGGUGGGAAGCAAAUAAGAUGAAGUUAGGAGGUAUGAUGAUUAGAUUUGAAGGAUAGAUGGAUGAAGAAUGGAAAGAAGGAAUGAUGGUAAAUUGGAGAAGAGAAGAGCAGAUUAGUGGAUGGUUUUAGAUAGAUGGAAGGAAUGUAUUACGGUAAAGAGAAAUAGAGAAAUGCAGAGAAUUUUAAACAUGGAAGGGAUAAGGGUUAUCCUCUACAUCAGUAGAGGAGAGAGAAGAUGUGAGAACUGAUUGGAUAGAUAGUGAGGUUAAAAUGAAAAAAAAAAGAAAUGAGAGAUAUAGAACAAUAAUAGUACAAAACAUGGAAUACUGUAGAGUGUAAAAAUAAUGAAAUGGUGUAGAAAAAUAGAUAUGAAUAGUUGAUAAGAGGAGAUGAUGGAAUGAUAGUGAGAUGAAAAUGGAAGAGAAUUGAGAGGAGAAAUAUAUAGAUGGGUUAUAGUACAUGAAAGAGAACUUAAACAAUGAGAGUAAUAGUGAUGGUUAGCAAGGGUAAUGAGGAAGAACAGAGAGAAUUUGUUGAUUAAUAAGACUUGAGGCAAUGGUAGAGAUUAAAUGAAAGGUAAUUUCUUGUGAGUUUGAGGAGAAGAGUAGCUUAAUAUUUGCUUGUACAUGAAAUAAUGAAAUCUACACAGGAGAUAUAAGCACAAUUUUAGAUUGCAGAAUAGUUUUAGCACAUGGAUUAGAGAGAAUUAUUGUUGGAGAAGUAAAGAGAAUGAUGCACUAUACUUAACCCAGAAUCACAAAAUUUUCUGAUGCUAUUUAUUUUGUCUGUAACUGGAAUCUUAUAACUGAAUAAAUUUACAUUUCCUGCAGUAUAAAAAUGAAGAUAUUCAGUGAUGGUGAAAUAUACCCAGAAGAAAGAGUUGUGUAAAAUUUCUUGAAAAUUUGAGGUGGGCACUUAAAUUCAUAGUAAUUCUGUUAGUCAUGACUGAAAGUUAGAGAUGUUUGUAUUCUUGUAAAAAAAGGUUGUUGAUUGUUUCAGGUGAAAAGGAGAGAUAAAGAGUUUAAUUUAGUAAAAGGAAAAGUGAAAUGGUACAGAUUAGCAAGUAAAGAAGAAAAGAGAAAUAAUGAAAGGAGAGGAAAUGAAAGGCAGAUAACGGGUGAAUGAAGCAGAGAAGAUAAAGAGGAUGUUGAGGUCAAAUUUUUAAGAUAAUUUAGUUUUUCCAAAAUAAAUAUUUGUGAAUGAGCAUUAAAAAAAUGGGAUGUAAGAGAGGAAAAGCAUGACUGUGUACCAGAGAACUGUGGUCAAUUACAGAUAACCUGAACAACUUUAUCAUCAAUCCAGCUUCCCCUUAACUGCUAUCCUUAAAAAAAAUGUUGCCAAUUUGCUCCUGUCAGAAACCCUUUACUGGUAUUGAAACAUUUCCAUAUAUUCCAUUC
Lytechinus variegatus (green sea urchin) is the source of this 11921-nucleotide messenger RNA. Its product is annotated as diacylglycerol kinase delta-like. Gene Ontology annotation, molecular function: protein binding; ATP-dependent diacylglycerol kinase activity. Gene Ontology annotation, biological process: lipid phosphorylation; diacylglycerol metabolic process; intracellular signal transduction. The coding region runs from base 1443 to 5129 and encodes 1228 amino acids. The transcript has 26 exons. Lineage: Eukaryota; Metazoa; Echinodermata; Echinoidea; Temnopleuroida; Toxopneustidae. The record is from RefSeq and is a predicted model, not a curated record.